This is a messenger RNA of Trichobilharzia szidati, 1075 nucleotides long. Lineage: Eukaryota; Metazoa; Platyhelminthes; Trematoda; Strigeidida; Schistosomatidae. The record is from the annotation of a GenBank genome assembly.
CAGUUGGACAAACCAGCAUCAGUUUUUGCUUGAAGACUAAUUCUGACACAAAUUUGAAGCUGUGUUUGAUCACUUGGGUGUUGUUUAUUUAUCAAUUUUGAGGUGAAAACACAAAGAGAUUACAUACAUAUAUCUAUAUAAUAGUUAGUCACCACAGAUGGGUACUCCAAGAGCAAGUGAACAACCUCGUGGAUCAAUUAAUGAUGCGGAAGAUGACGAUGAGAAGUUAAUGAGAGAUUGUCAUGUAAGCAGAAAAAGGAUUAGUGAACUACGAGAAAUCUUCCGAUUUAUUGACCGAGACAAUGAUGGUACAGUGAGCAGACAAGAGUUCAGUACAUUAAUACGUCUUGUCAGUUCCGAGUAUACAGAUAAUCAAAUCAAAUUAUUAAUGAAUAAAGCUGAUAUGAAUGGUGAUGGUGAAAUGGCUUUCGACGAGUUUGUUCGUCUUUUAUCAAAUGAAAGUGAUGUUCAAGAGGAAGUCUCAGCAACACGUGAAGCCUUUGAAGUAUUCGAUACAGAUAAUGAUGGUUACAUCACAGCAACUGAAUUACGUCAGGUGAUGAACAGAGUUGGGCAUAGCUGUACUGAUUCAGAUGUACAAGAAAUGCUGUCUGAAGCUGAUCAAGAUGGUGAUGGAAAAGUUACAUAUGAAGAAUUUGUAGCAAUGCUGAAAGAAAACUCAGGCGAAUAAAACGUCAUGUUCAUCGCGAAUGUCAUUCACCAUUACUUUUACUAUUACUAUUACUACCCGUACUAUUACAUUUUUUGUCUCCAAGUAUUUUUGUUUUUGUUGCUCCUUUUUUUGAAGAGUAAAUUUAUCUGUAGUUCAGUCGUAUACAUAUAAAAAAAUAACUCUUCUGUAUGAAUUCACACAUAUGCAUAUAAACUCAUUUCAGCUAAUAUCUGCACAUUUUAAAUUAAACUUGAUGAGAAUCUUUAAGAAGAAAGAAUAUGUGUAUGAAUUUAUUGUUUAACACAAGUGUGCUUUGUUCUCCCUUUUUUUUAAAAAAGUAGCUAUUUCGCAGUCAGUGUAUUUUAAGUCUUUGUUCACUGCAUUCCUGGAAGUGAAUUACUA